AUGUCUGCACCAAACGUUUUCCGCCGCACAUACUCGUUCCUGCAACGGUCAGCACACGAGCAGCCCGCCAUCUUCUACUCGCUCGCUCUCGGCGCCGUCGGUCCCGUGCUGGUUGUGGCUGUCCCGCCGAUCCGGAAGCGGUACUUUGGGUACAAGCCGGCCGAGCGUAUUCCUCAAUCCUACCCUCUGCCGAGCCGACCAAGGCAAGCGACGGAGGGCUACGAAGACGGCUGGGAGCUCAAGGCGUAG
Molecule: messenger RNA, 249 nt
Organism: Rhodotorula toruloides NP11
Lineage: Eukaryota; Fungi; Basidiomycota; Microbotryomycetes; Sporidiobolales; Sporidiobolaceae
Product: NADH-ubiquinone oxidoreductase 9.5 kDa subunit
Exons: 4
Coding region: 1-249 (82 amino acids)
Source: RefSeq, a predicted model, not a curated record